Messenger RNA from Diaporthe batatas, 2174 nucleotides. RefSeq lists its product as uncharacterized. NCBI's taxonomy places the organism in Eukaryota, Fungi, Ascomycota, Sordariomycetes, Diaporthales, Diaporthaceae. Bases 870 to 1595 code for a protein of 241 amino acids. The record is from RefSeq and is a predicted model, not a curated record. The transcript has a single exon.
GCCGUAACAGCGUUGCGGGCCCAACAAGGCCUUUGCCUCUUCGCCGUCUAACUCAAUGGCAGCGAGGAUUGAUUGGCUAUCAUUGCCGACUCGUGUGGUCUACUCCCUGUCUCGUGGGCAUUCCGGAGGCAGUGGCUGACUGUCUUCGCUUCCCGUCCGAUCAAUCAAGGGGAGAAUCACGCCUGCAAGACUGUCAUCCGGGUGACGUACAGCCCCACACUAGGGCUGAGUGCGCAAGGGAAGGGUAUCCCCAGCGGGUCGAGUUGGUCGGGACCUGGCUGUCAUGGAGGAGGAUGCCCGGCCGUGCAACAGUCACCGCUAGAUGAACAACCUUGGAAACGACUAGCGCGCAGGAAGGGGGAAAAAAAAAGUUGGGGUGCAUCGCCCGAGCAGGUACCACACCUACUUGCGUGUUUCUGCCAAUGCUCCGGCGUACCAUCGGCAAACCUGCUUCACAAGCCCUGGCACAUCGCUAGAUUGGCGAUCACAGGCAGGUUUCUAACCAAGUACGGAGGUACCAGUCUACCUUCAAAUGUACCCUCGUAUCUGGCCUGCCUGCAGCAAGCAAGUGCUGCAAGGCACAUCAUCCGGAUUGGCCGGGCUUCUCGACCGGUGCCUGGUGGAUAUAUAUCAAAGGCGGCAUCCCCCGCAGCCCAUUCUGAUGAUGGGCCUCACAUUCUCACUGACAGUCCUUACCAUAACCUCUCACCCAAGUUUGGCUCGCAUCAGCCACUUUCAAGACUGGACUUGCCGUCACCCAAGAGUCUCUCAUCAGUGAUAGCGGAGACUGUCUUUCUCUACCAUAACACCCACCACUUCCCACCAGGGACGUCAUCACCACCGGGCAUCACACCUUUGCACCACCCACAAUGGUUGGCUCGGCUGGCCAUAUGCGGAUCCUACGUGGGGUCCGCAGCCACAAGAAACUGCGCACGACCAUGCCAGCGGAUGAGCUGGAAGACCAGAGAAUCGUCCACAGGAGGCAACAUAGCGAUGGUGCACCGGCACCAGUCUCGAGGAUACCAUCGACGGAGAGGCAUGCGCGAUCACACUGGCCACCAAUCGAGUGGGACCCACUCAAGCUCAACCCACCAGCUGCUCAGGUCUCGGACAUGGCGGCCAAGUCCCGUGAGAGCCUCCCUACGCAAUCAUUACGGUCAAAACAGUCUUUCGCCGGGCAUGAGCUACGGCGGCCACGAAUGCAUCACUCGGACUCCGGGUUUUCACUGAUGGUCCACGAUGGCUUCGACUUUGGAUUUGAGAGGGAGCAGGCCCUCGGCCGGAUGAUCGAGCGCAACCGAGCGCACGAUGAUGACACAUAUGCCAAAGGAUGGCCGUCACCGGCGUCAAGCGUCGACUCGGGCAAGUCCUGGUUCGACCACGACGACGACGAGGAGGGGGAGGAGGACGCCGCCGUGAAGAGGAGCAACGAGCUGUCAUCUACGCAGAGCCCCCAGCGGAGACCACAGGUUGCCUCUCCGGAUGAUCCAACGCACUAUCUCAAGCGUGGGGGCUGGAAGCGAAGAGGUAUCUACUUUGGUGGACAGAGUGAAGAGGUCUACCAGAAGGAAGAUGAUGCCUUUGACCUCCCAUGAGAGGUCAGCUGUGCACCACACGUACACACGCACCCAGCAAGGCCGCGGGGAUCAUGGAUUUCUUUUAUGAGGAAUUCUGCCAAGGGUUCAUGACGACCUGAUUUCGGAUUCCUCUCUCUUUGUUUUGAGUCUUUUUUACAGCAAGCAUGGAGUUCCGAGCGAUUGUUUUCUGAGCGAUUUGAUAUCACUUCCCGGAUCAGAGCAUGGCAUGUGGCAUUUACGGACUGGAUUUGGGGUUACUGGGACUGCAGGCCGCGCACAGCCUUGCCCAUGUUCGGGAGUGUCGGGAUUAUCUCUCAGCUGUUAUGACACAGGGCACACACCAUGACACGAUCUCGCAAGCCGAGAGGACGAGUCACAACAAGCAACAAACUAGAACAGCAUUCAUCAGCUUACGCAGGCCGGAGGCGUCGGGCUGAAUCGCCCUGCAUAAUAAGCAUGUUUCGAAACCUAGAUGGCAGUGCAGCGGUGUACAGACACGCACUUGGUAACUAUGUAACUAUGUAGUAGCAACACGCUCAAGAAACAAGGGGAAAAAAGAAAGAUACUUGAAUCAACAUGGAACAAAGCUUGACCCAG